UUUUUUUUUUUGCACCAUUUUUCUCACCAUAUGCUGAUUUCCAGGCUUCCAGUUCCAGUAUAUAAUUCAAAAGUAAAUAACAAUAAGAACUCACCACAUAAAGGUUUCUAACUGAACUGCAUAAUACUGCAUUUAAGCCAAAACAACCAAAGCAGAGUCCUUCAUAUCAGAAAAAGCAGAAAAGACCUAUUAGCUUUCAACACUUCAUGAAAAAUCUUGCUUAUUCAGGAGCCUUCUCUCUCUCUCUCUCUCUCUCUCUCUCUCUCUCUCUCUCUCUCUCUCUCUCUCUCACAUGUACUCAUAGUCCACAUACAAUUUCUCUCAUCCUCUGCAGGAAAACAGAAAGCAAUAUAAAUUACAAAUAGAACCUACAAGUCCAUAAAUCUUCACACUCAAAAUUUUAAAGUUCUAAGAACCUCAACAAGUUCAUCAUCAUGCCACCAAACAGAGAAAACCAGAUGGGUUCAUACUCUAAGGCCAACACUGUCCACAAGCCACCAAUACUCUCAAUGGGAAGUCUCCAAAGAACCAUAUCUGACAUCUCAGCUCAACUAAGCAGCAGCAGCAGCAAAGAAGCCCUUGAUGAUGACAUUCAUCUUCCAACUAUAUCCGAGGUUGAGGAUGCCAAGUGUGAGUGCUGUGGCAUGUCUGAGGAGUGCACGAAUGAGUACAUAGAUCGCGUGCGCAGCCAGUUUUCGGGGAAGUUAAUUUGCGGGUUGUGUGCUGAGGCUGUGAAGGAAGAGAUGGACAAGAAUGGAGGUAAACGAGAAGAGGCUGUAAAUGAGCAUAUGAGUGCUUGUGAAAAGUUCAAUAGGCUUGGUAGGGCAUACCCCGUUUUGUACCAAGCUGAGGCCAUCAAAGAGAUCUUCAAAAAGAGUUCAACAGUUAGGGCAAAAUCCAUAAGUCCUAGAGAUAAGAGUGUUCGAAAGGGUAACGGGGGUAUUGCAAGGAGCUCCAGUUGUAUUCCCGCAAUCAACCGAGAAGAACUCAGCCCUAAAUCUUAAACUCUAAUUAAACUCUAAAUUGUAAACCUUUGUUAUUUGAAAGGACUUUUUUAGUUUUUUUCUCUAUGUAACACAACAAGUAUCCAUCAUAGUUAGCGUCGAAGGGGGUACUUUCCAUUUGCAAUAAAUGUAACAAUCUAAUGCUAAUCUUACUUUGAUCGAUUAGUUUUUUAUUACACAGAUAUUACAAUUUCAAUCUACAUUAAGGGAAGGAAGAUGAUUUGAACAAGAGACUCAGUCGGUUAAACAAUUCAACACUUGCUAAUGUUGUUGAUUAGUUAGCCCUGGCACAUAAAUAAAGUUUAUGCCAAAUUUCUAUUCCUUUCUUUAUACAUGUACUGGGUCGUAUAAGAUGAGC
Messenger RNA from Pyrus x bretschneideri (Chinese white pear), 1362 nucleotides. RefSeq lists its product as uncharacterized. NCBI's taxonomy places the organism in Eukaryota, Viridiplantae, Streptophyta, Magnoliopsida, Rosales, Rosaceae. The transcript has a single exon. Bases 435 to 1004 code for a protein of 189 amino acids. The record is from RefSeq and is a predicted model, not a curated record.